UGGUAACAUAAAUUUGAUAUUUCAAUAGCACAAUUGCGCAAUAACGUACAGUACGAAGUAAUAAAUGCGGUUUUUGUCAUUCUGUUAUUUGCAUUCGGUGGUUAAUUUAGUUAAAUUUGUGAAAAGAUUUUUUUUUGUUUAAUUUGCUAAUUUUCACAAGAACUUUGUCGAAAAUUUUCUUUGUUUAAAACGAUUCAAAAGUAGUUCCUUAUUUCGCCACUGGCUUUCGGACGAAAUUUGGAACGAGAUUCUAAAUGAUGGCUUCAAUAUUACCGUCAACUUUGGGAGGUGAUGCUCCGUUGAAAACGAUGGAUGCAAAUCGAUAUGCUACAAAGAAAACUAUAGCACAAGGAAUGCUCGAUAUAGCUCUAUUGACCGCAAAUGCAUCUCAAUUGAAAUAUAUUCUACAAGUGGGUCAUAAGCACGAAUUUUACACGUUAAUGUUGACGUUAAUCAGCGUGUCGAUAAUAAUGCAGAUGCUCGUCGGCCUCUUGUUCAUUGUAAUUGGAAGUUUGAAUAUCAACCGUAAGAAAGACCAAACGGCUGCUAUCAUUUUGAACGAUAUCAUUUUAGUGCUGAUAUUCAUCAUUUCGCUCGUAAACGUAAUCAUUUCUGGCUUUGGUAUGGAAUAUUCAUCACACCCACUGCAUUUGUUAGAAAGGGAGAACUAUUGAGUCAAAUAAUCCAAUUUUCGUCGGGAACACACAGAAGGAAUCUAACAUCUAACAAAAAUCUAUCUCUAACUGCACCCAGCAAAUAAUAAAAAGCAAAUUUUUCCACUUGAAAA
Messenger RNA from Bradysia coprophila, 787 nucleotides. RefSeq names its product Ninjurin C (gene NijC). The record is from RefSeq and is a predicted model, not a curated record. Lineage: Eukaryota; Metazoa; Arthropoda; Insecta; Diptera; Sciaridae. Gene Ontology annotation, biological process: cell adhesion; tissue regeneration. Gene Ontology annotation, cellular component: membrane.